UUUUUUUAACUACAUACUCUUUGUAAUAUUGUGUUCUACUCAGCAUGCCUCCAAUGACAGUGUCUGACUAUCCAAAUAUGAUCACACCCAAAUAUUUCCACCAAAAUACGGUCAUGCCUUUGUCUGAGGCGAACUUGUGCAAGCACACUAUGCAGAUGAGCCCUGUGUCGCGCCAAGCAAAACUGGUUCAUAUCAUAGGCUAUGUCGAUCGGCAACGAGAGCUCGUCUCAUCAGAAGAACCCGUUCAUCAAGCGAUGAAGGCUUCGGCGACCAAGAGUAGUCGUCUUGUUGCUGCUAGAGGCGCUGGCGCUUCUGCUCCUGCAACUGUCCGUGGGGGCGACGACGAGAUGAACAGUGUCAUCUAUGAUGAUAUCACUCCUUCGGGGACCAUAACCCCCAUGCUUACGUCCACAAACAUACAUGCACAACUGCCCAUUGCGAUGCGCAUGAGGUCCCAGCAAAUCAAGCCCACAACUCACCAACACUCACAACAGUUGUCCAUCAAGAAAACCCCUGAAAAGCGAAUGUCAGAACCCAUUGUAUCGCCUAUGGGGAUCUUUGCAUAUCAGCAACAGCAGAAUCAACUGCAACUGCGUAGCCCCUAUCGUGAUGCGUCUGCUGGCGCAAUGGACCCAAGUAUGGCUCUGCCUCGUGCCCUCCCCCGAAAAUUACCUACCCAUAGCUAUGACUUGAGCAGUCUCUACUCCCCUGUAGAUUCACAUUUCCAGAAUGUGGAUGAGUAUGAUGCCCAAAGCCUCAACAGCCCUGCCCAAGACUGGCGACAAGAUCCCCGUCUCCGCCCUAUGUACAACCGAAGCCCACUCGUCCGUCAGGACUCUUCUGAAUCAAUGGAAAGGGCCAAGAAGUUAGGCCGUCUUGGUAACAGCUUUGCGUUCUUGAGCAAGAGCAAACUUCCUCAGCUGCGACGUAAAUCCAGCGAGGGUGUAAAAGAAGAGAAUGGUGGCCCUGCCAUCAAGCAUGAAUACGAUAAUCGCUCGGAUUCAGAAGCGAGCAAGGAUCAAAGCCAGAGCCAGAGUCAGAGCCGACUCCAGUCCUUGACCUAUAGGUCUGGUCGCGCUGUGAAGGCAGCUAUGGCUAUGGCAGCCAUGGCAGCUGGUGCUGGUGCCGGAACUGAUUCAUCCGAGACACAGUCCGAAGAUAUCAAGCCUCGAGGCACUGUCAAGCAGCUGUUCAUGGAUGUAUUCAAGAAAUCGAGCAAGGCUCCUCAAGGCGCUUCUUCCCCUGACGCUGAACCUGAGAACCAAAGGUUCAGUUUAUGGUCACCUAACCAACAGCAUGCUGUUGAUAUCGAAGAUUCUCUGGACUCUUUGAGCAGUGAUUACUCUCCUCACACAACAGUUCAGAGCCCUGAGCCAACGCCUUCGUCUACUACUUUGAGGCCAUCGGGAUCUUUUGAUCGAUUGUAUAAAUAUGGUUUUGAAGAAGAAAGCGAUGAUGAUGAGGGAGAGGAUACAGAGAAGAAGGGAAAGUCUGGCAAGCCAGAAGGACAAGAUCUGAUGCCUAUCGCUGCAUUGAUUCGCGAGUUGUCCGCUUUUGGCUUGGACUAUGUGCAUCAUCAACCUUAUUCGUCUCAGCAAAAUACGGCUGCCACUCAAAUGGGGCAGGAGCAAUCAAUUAUCAACAUUGAGGGUGCAGGGCUUCAACACCACCAUCAACGUGUUGUAGCAGCCAUGUAAAAAAAGAAAGAAAGAAAACAAUCCUGUACAAAUUAAGGCGACCUUACAAAAAAAAAUAACCAUCAACAACAACAACAACAACAACAACAACAACAACAACUAAUGAUUAUCAUGGCUCACCCUCAAUGCGAAACGCGCGGCGCGCGAAUGCUCCUCCAAAUCAUCACUUAUAAUGCGUAUAAUGUGUAUAAUGCCCCAUUCCCUUCCUUCCUUCAUUUUCCUUCUAUUCAUCUCUUCAUUUUCUUCCUUCUCUUUGUAUAAUUUCUAGUCUACCCAAUAAUAGUUUAAUAGCAUAAAUAUUUCGUUGUUUUUUUAUUUGUUAUUUAUAAAACACGUG
Messenger RNA from Lobosporangium transversale, 2034 nucleotides. RefSeq lists its product as hypothetical. Bases 45 to 1697 code for a protein of 550 amino acids. NCBI's taxonomy places the organism in Eukaryota, Fungi, Mortierellomycota, Mortierellomycetes, Mortierellales, Mortierellaceae. The record is from RefSeq and is a predicted model, not a curated record. The transcript has 2 exons.